Molecule: messenger RNA, 576 nt
Organism: Triticum turgidum subsp. durum (durum wheat)
Lineage: Eukaryota; Viridiplantae; Streptophyta; Magnoliopsida; Poales; Poaceae
Source: the annotation of a GenBank genome assembly
AUGAGCCGCCGCACCAGGCGCGGCGACCGGCAGCAGCAACAGCCGCUGGCUCGUUCUACGACCGUGUCCAACAACCCGAUCUUCUUCGUGCACGACGAGGUCGACAACGUGCCGGUUGAGUUCGCCAAGCCGCUGCCGCUGCCUCCUAGCAGGGCGCACCUGCAGCCUGCGGGCUCGCGGCGGGCAGCCGGUUCCACGUUCAUGGCGAGCCGGCACGGGAGCGGCUGGGUCCUGUGGAGGGUGCACCACCACGACCCGUUCCUUGCCGCCUACGUCGCCUGCACCAAGAGCGACGGCGGUGGCAAGGUCGACGCCACUCCGGCGAAGCGGCAGCAGAAGAAGAACAGGGGCAGAGGCGAUGCCGCUGUCCAGGGGUGCGGCAUUUGGAGCGGUUGGACCGCGGCGGGAGCCAAGUACGCCGGAGCGAUGUCGUGUAAGUACGGCUGCGACGUUGGCACCGCGCAGGGCGACGAUCCUGCCGCGUCCCCGGCGCCCAGGCUGCACCUGUCGCGGCAGCUGGUGGUGAUCCCGGCCAGGAGGAGGGCCCUGCAACCACGAGGGCGGGCGCAGGGCUGA